Lymnaea stagnalis (great pond snail) is the source of this 1183-nucleotide messenger RNA. The record is from the annotation of a GenBank genome assembly. NCBI's taxonomy places the organism in Eukaryota, Metazoa, Mollusca, Gastropoda, Lymnaeidae.
GCUAGGAUCGUCCGACUCCUCAAAACACAGAGGCGUCUCGUGGGCUUCCAGAUGAGGCAGGCCAUGCUGGACUUCAACACGGGGAUGGGUGUCCUGGACGCCGUAGCCGUGUCGUCCGGGGUGACCAUGCUGCGGCUCGGUCUGGAGGACUUUUUUGGUGACGACAUCGUCCUCAACGUGCCUUCCAUGCCGGAGAGGUUCACCCGGUGCAUCAUGAACUUUCCCCACCUCAACGAUCUGACCAUCAACUACGAAUACCUCACAGACAACCUACUCAACUGGUUGACGCAGAUGGGAAAGGUAUCCUGGACUGGGUUGAGGGCUGGAAGAUGGGAUAAAGGGGGGGAGGGGUCGGGUGCUAUAGGUUAGAAACUAGAUGGUGGGGGCUUGGGGGUGGGAUUGAGAACUGGAGGGUGGGGUAGAGGACAGGGGUAGGAAUUGAAAACGCACAAGCGCAAUAAAGAUUCGUGAAAUACCAUUACUGCUAAACAUCUCAUACGAAUAAUUAAGGCGCAAUGGCAACUUUUUUUUUACCUCCACAAAGUAAAUUAUUCAUAUUUCAACACGCUGGUUUAAAACAACCAAAAAAUCUUAUUUCAGGGGAAAAUAAAAUUUCCAUUGACUCAAUACCUAGAUAGUUUUCUGCUUCACUUCCAAACUUGGUAAACUGUGUCUGUCAUUUGGUCUACAGGAGAGGACCGUCCAUCUAAAUGUCGUGUCAUGGCUGACCAAUAUCCCCGUCCCCAUCGUCACCAGGCAUGCGUGGAGUAACAUGGCCAGGUUUUCAGAUGUCAGAGUGUACUUGAUUCUCCAGAACAUUCGAAGCAUAAGGUUUGUCAAAGCAUUAAUUUAGCUUUAAUAGUCUUACAGUCGGGCCAAUACUGCUCUUGAUAAAGUUCCGUUGUUAGUGAGUUCAAUGCUGUACUUUCAAAUAAUAUCAGGAGAAUUUCUCAUACGGGAAACGUUAUGUCAUUUCAAUGUCUCAAACGUCUGUCUACAAGUCUACAGGGAGGUGACAGACUGAUCGUUAUGUCAUUUCAAUGUCUUCAACGUUUGUCUACAGGGAGGUGACAGAUGCCAUCCUGCUGCCUGAAAUCCCCAUGCACAGGUUGGAUUUGGUGGGCAUAGCUGCCCUGGGCACAGAGAACGUGCAGGACAUGAUCGCCAUGUUGCACCAUGUGGG